AUGAACGAUUGCAGCGGGUGUUUGCAUGUGUUCCGUCGCCGUACCUUUUCCAGUCAUAAGCGAUACAAAAGAGGCCUUUUGACGGCCGAGCACGAAGCUGCUCGGCCACGGCAAGCCAUGCCGAAGUGUGCUGCUUUGCUAUUACUCGUGGAGGUUGCGACAUCCAGCCUGCAGCUGUCAGAGGAGACUUUGAAAUUCCUAGACUGCCAGCCAGGGACCGAAAGAUGUGAGGCCGAGGCUGGCAACUUGCAUUUGCUGCAAUACCGGGGCCGCCGCGUGCCCGCCGACCCCUCGCCCGACGAGGUCCCGGCAGCACCGGCGAAGAUCCCGAUGAAGGGGGUCAGCUACGGCCCAUCGCCCUUCACUUCGGCUCAGCGGAACAAGCACCAGGACUACUUCUGUGAUGCGGCGAAGCCGCUUUGGGGAGACAAUGGCCGUGGUGACUUAAGCAUCAUCCGGAGCUUAGGAGCUAACACCGUCCGGCUCUAUGGCAACGACCCAGAGUUGCAUCAUGCCGGCUUCCUGGACCAUGCAAGAAGCUUAGGCUUGGAUGUGGUGCCAGGGAUGGGAGACAAGGCCUUUGAGACAGUGCAGUGCAAGGGCGGCAACUUCUCGUGCUCAGAAGGCGUAGUGAGUGCCUACAAGAAGAACUUGGAGAAUGGCUUCCUCCUUGCCAAUAGAAGCUAUCACCCAGCCAUCAAGUACUUCAUCGUUGUGAACGAACCCGAGCUCAAGCUUCCGAGCCUCAAUGAGCCGCGGAAGUUCGCCAAAGCCAUAGUAACCGCCAUCGAUGGCGUGCUGACGGCGGAGGAGGAGAUGGGUGUCGUCGGGCCCAAGCCGAAUUUGACAGUAACCUUUUCAUUCGCGUCUUGCAAACGCUGUGCGGAAUUCGGAGACCGUCCCGGCUUGGGCCAGCUGUGGACUCUCAGACACGCGCUGUUGCAUCCGGAUAGGUAUGGCAUUCAGGCGAAGCACAACCUGACGGACUUCUUCAACACGCGUUUCACCUACAGCUUCAACUCGGGCAAUCCUUCCGCCGAAAUCCAGGAGCUCUUCCUGAAGUACUACGAGGAGAUAUUCCCCCACACGCCCAUCUUCGUUGCGGAGUAUCAUAAUCCAGGAAAUCCCAACUUGCAGGGAGACUUGGAAGACAUCUUGUCUGCUGCUGCAAACUCCUCUCUGCUACUUGGAAUCAGCUUUUUCGAGUUUCAGAACCGGUAUGAUCAAGCCGGCCACUUGGUCUGGGGAAUGUUCGACCCGCAGAAGGAUCCGGGCAGCAAGCAUCGACUGAAGUUUGAAGAGUUCGAAGCUGCCGUCCCAUGCCUCAGCCCCAUCUUUGAUGCUGGAGUUCGAACCAUUGCCGAGCAGCUUACUGCGGCGUACGGAGGACCUGGGAUCACUCCCACGCGACUCUGCUUGCCCAGUCCGCAGGAGGUGGUCGUGAGCGAGCAUGGCUUCCACCAGAUGGUGGGCUUGAACAAUAUCACAGCGAUGCAGCAGUUCGUGAAGCGCGUCGUGGAGAAGUUAGGUGGCUUUGUCCCGUAUGUCGUUCCCAAGGAGUUUGCUGAGUUGUUCCUGCAUCCUCAGACAAGCUAUAGCGACUUGGAGGCUAUGUUGGUGGGGCAUCCGCAGUGGGCCAGAUGGGACAUGUUCUCUGCAUGCACGGUGGACCGCACUGCGCUGGAAUCGACCCUGGGGGGCAAGAUUGGCUACAUUUGCGGGCAAGGCUAUGCGGACUGCUCCAAGAUUCCUGAUGUUUGCAAGAAAGACGUUUGGGAUACAGCUUCCUGGGUUUUCGGCUCCCAUUUCAGGGAGUUCCUUUAUGCCAGGGACGAGACACCAAAGCCGCUACGUCACUGCUACCUCGAUGGGGCGGCACAGUUCGUAAGGUCAAGUAUAUGGAAGAAGUCGACCUUAAGGCACGAAUGCGUUGUGCCGAUGGGGUGGACCGACCCUAACAAAGUCUUCAUCACACAGAAUGGAUUUUACCAUAUUUGGAGCGACCAUGACCCAGUGGCUAUGUCGAUUUUCAUCCAGCGGGCGGUCGAGCACACCGGUGGUAAGGUGCUCAGCCGCGUGCCCAGGCGCUUUGUGCGGCAAAUGCUUGGUCUGGAAGCCAGCUUCAAGAGUCUGCAGGCAAAGCUCGCUCGCCGACCAACUUGGGCUUUUUGGCCUGCUGAGGCUGCAUGCGUCCCCGACAAGGCCGCGAAAGCCCGUGAUGUGGGCGCUGCCAUCGGCGAGGUCUGCAGCAAGGGCAUCUUCGAUUGCGGCGGGAUCCCGGAGACGUGCAAGGGCAACGUGUGGGACACAGCGGCCUUCGCAUUCGGAUCCUACUACAAAGCCUUGCGCCAGCGCUCGGACAAAGCAGAUCCGCUCUACGACUGUGAGUUCACUGGCAAGGGGGUCUUCGCAAGCCCCCAGUUGUACAGCACGUUCAAUUUGACCAAAUCGUGCAUUGUCUCUGCACCGACGAGUGCUGACACCAAUUACAACUAA
Molecule: messenger RNA, 2496 nt
Organism: Symbiodinium sp. CCMP2592
Lineage: Eukaryota; Dinophyceae; Suessiales; Symbiodiniaceae
Source: the annotation of a GenBank genome assembly